AUAAGAACCUAUCAGCUGGGAUCUGUGGCGCAAUGGUAGCGCGUCUGACUCCAGAUCAGAAGGUUGCGUGUUCGAUUCACGUCGGGUUCAAAAUCCCGAUUCUUUCGGAUCCAUUUUUUACCCCUUAGUUUUUUGUUUGGGUAGUUUCGUCAUUUAAUUUCUUCCAGAAACUCCAUAUUUAUCAAACAACCCCCCGAGAAGCCCCCCCCUAUCAGCAGCUCCAAACAACGAAAGCUAAAAAUAAAAUGCCCCUAAUUUUAUCACCUUACUCUCUGCAACUCUCCACAUUCCCUUCUCCUUUUAAACAUAAUUCUUCACCAACUAACCUAUCCUCCCUCACCCAACCAUGUAAUCUUCCAACCCGACCCAUCACACGAAUAUCCUGUGCUACCCGACCCAGGAGGAAAACGGGUUCUUCAAAACCUGAGGACGCCGAAGCCAAGGAACUAGUUCGGGUCUUAAUGAGAAGUUUCGGCGACAAAGAGCCGUUGGUUAAGACAUUGAGCAGAUACGUGAGAGUUGUGAGAUGCGAGCACUGUUUUCUCCUGUUUGAAGAACUCGGCAAAACUGAUAAAUGGCUUCAAUGCCUUGAGGUUUUCAGAUGGAUGCAGAAACAAAGGUGGUAUAUUGCCGAUAAUGGGGUUUAUUCGAAAUUGAUUACGGUUAUGGGAAAGAAAGGCCGAACUAGAAUGGCUAUGUGGCUCUUCUCUGAGAUGCGUAACAGUGGUUGUCGGCCUGAUUCUUCGGUUUAUAAUGCUCUUAUCACCGCCCAUCUCCAUUCCCGUGAUAAAGCCAAAGCUUUGGACAAAGCUUUGGGUUACUUCAACAAGAUGAAGGGAAUUGAACGGUGUAAACCCAAUGUUGUCACUUACAAUAUUCUUUUGAGGGCCUUUGCUCAAGCUCGAAAUGUGGAUCAAGUUAAUGCUUUGUUUAAGGAUCUUGCUGAGAGCAGUAUUGCCCCUGAUAUAUAUACAUUUAAUGGUGUGAUGGAUGCGUAUGGGAAAAACGGGAUGAUCAGAGAGAUGGAGUCUGUUCUUUCUCGGAUGAAAAGCAAUCAGUGUAAGCCUGAUAUUAUUACAUUUAACGUGCUUAUUGAUUCUUAUGGCAAGAAGCAAGAAUUUGAUAAGAUGGAACAAGUGUUUAAGAGCUUGUUGCGCUCCAAGGAGAAACCUACCCUUCCUACAUUUAAUUCGAUGAUCAUAAAUUAUGGCAAGGCGCGGCUUAAAGAGAGAGCUGAAAAUAUUUUCAAAAAGAUGACUGAUAUGAAAUACACACCAAGCUUUAUCACCUACGAGAGUCUUAUAAUGAUGUAUGGAUUUUGUGAUUCUGUUUCUUGGGCGAGGGAAAUAUUUGAUGAGAUUGUUGACUCUGGGAAGGAAAUGAAAGUUUCGACCUUAAAUGUCAUGCUUGAAGUUUACUGUAGAAAUGGUCUACCUAUGGAAGCCGAUAGGCUAUUUGAUAAGGCAAAUAACAUUGGGGUGAUUCCCGAUUCAUCGACAUAUAAACUUCUAUAUAAGGCCUACACGAAAGCUGACAUGAAAGACCUUGUACAGAAGUUGGUGAAAGAAAUGGAAAAAGAUGGUAUAGUCCCUAACAAGAGAUUCUUCCUAGAGGCUCUUGAAGCCUUUGGAUCUCUACCGGCUAGUCCAGAUUCCAUUCGAGCCACAAGGAGUGGCAGGCCUGAGACUAAUGCAAAAACUGAGGUUAAAGUAAUUAAUUGACUGGUUCUUUGUUAUUUGGGUCUCCUUCCAACUAAGCCUGCAUCAGAGCAAUGGAUGGUUUUCAAUUUCAGCUAUAUUGACUGUUUUCCCCCACAAAAUGCGGCCGGUAUAUGUCUCAAUUUGUUGUUUUCCCCCACAAAAUGCGGCCGGGCAACGAACCGAUUCUUCCCUCUGGUUUAAUCUGAAUGCAGGCCGGUUUCAAAGGCAAUGCAAUAAGACAAUUAAUGCAGAACAUUGCUCGUAUUGCAGGCUUUAUCCAUACUCAGUUGUAGUUACAAAGAGUUCAGACAGUUGGGGUAUCUUCCUCGAAUCGUAAGCAGGUACUUACAGCAAUUUUGUUUUGACUCUUCAUUUUGCGUAAAGGAUGGUUGCAUCCGACAUCAGUAUCUAACAUAUAUUUGGACUGUGGUUAUGAGUGUAUGAUUGUUCAAAUGUAUGAAAGAAAUCGAGUGUAUCUGUGUUGAAUAUAUUCCUUUUUCCUUAAGGAAGCAUAUAUGUUGGAUAAUACUAAAUGUUAUUCAAUGGUAAGAGGAUGGCGAUGUGUUUUUGUAAUAUCCAAAUUCACAUAAA
This is a messenger RNA of Gossypium arboreum, 2291 nucleotides long. RefSeq names its product pentatricopeptide repeat-containing protein At4g39620, chloroplastic. Lineage: Eukaryota; Viridiplantae; Streptophyta; Magnoliopsida; Malvales; Malvaceae. Gene Ontology annotation, molecular function: mRNA binding; protein binding. The record is from RefSeq and is a predicted model, not a curated record. The transcript has 3 exons. The coding region runs from base 246 to 1721 and encodes 491 amino acids.